Messenger RNA from Gadus macrocephalus (Pacific cod), 531 nucleotides. RefSeq names its product cytochrome c oxidase subunit 8A, mitochondrial. Gene Ontology annotation, cellular component: mitochondrion. Gene Ontology annotation, biological process: mitochondrial electron transport, cytochrome c to oxygen. The transcript is spliced from 2 exons. The record is from RefSeq and is a predicted model, not a curated record. Lineage: Eukaryota; Metazoa; Chordata; Actinopteri; Gadiformes; Gadidae. Bases 99 to 311 code for a protein of 70 amino acids.
UUUCUUUUUUGUUGUUUGGCUGUGAAAACGGAACAGAAGGAUACGACCUCUAGUCGAGUCCGAUACCGCACAAAGCGUCUCUACAACAGAACCGAAUCAUGUCUGGACUCGUUAAGGCUGCCGCGGCCCGUGUGGCCCCUGCAAUGCGGACCGGCAUCAUCACCCAGCGGGCCUCCCUCUACACCCGGCCCGCUAAGGAGAAGCUCGGCACCGCCGAAACUGCCAUCGGACUGGGCAUGUUCUCCUUGGCCAUCCUGGGACCAUCUGGAUGGAUUCUAGCCCACUUGGAGGAAUACAAGAAGAAAGAAUGAGGACAUUUGAUUGGUGCAUACAACUCCUCAAUGAGUUUCCUGGGACCAUGAGCAGAUACCUGAGUGAGAGGGCGCAGUCUGAACCUUCUCUCUACUCCUACCUCAACGGCAGUUACAUUCUUCAUGUUCCAUUUGAAUACCGUUGACUUGUUAUUUGACAUGUGCCCUUAUAAGGGCAUUCUAACAAUGUUAAUAAAUCAUAUUUAAAUACUGAAAUCAA